ACCACCUCCACCACCAAUCGCAAGCGUGCGCCGACAAGAUGAGAAUCGAAACGUGCUACUUUUGUUCGAGCCCAGUGUACCCGUCCAAGGGCAUCACGUUUGUUCGAAAUGACGCAAAGGCUUUCCGUUUCUGCAAGUCAAAAUGCCACAAGAACUUCAAGAUGAAGCGCAACCCCCGCAAACUGGCAUGGACUAAGAGCUUCCGUCGCGCGCACGGCAAGGAAAUGACUGUCGAUUCUACCCUCACCUUUGCCCAGCGCCGCAACGUCCCUGUGCGAUACAACCGCGACCUCGUCCAGACUACUCUGAAGGCAAUGACCAGGGUGACGGAAAUUAGGGCACGGAGAGAGCGCGCAUUCUACAAGGCCCGUAUGCGUGGCAACAAGCAGAGACAGCGUGAGGAGGAUAGGAAGCUGGUUGAGGAGAAUCAGCAUCUGCUGCCACCGAGUGAGAGGUUCUCCAAGGAAGAGCUGGAGGAGAAGGAGGAUAUGGAGGUCGACGUACAGAAGGUCAAGGCAAAGGUCGCAGCAAGGAGGAAGGAACUUGAAGCCGAGGAGAGCGACUUGGAGAGCGAGAUUGAGGAGGUGACGCCGAAGAUGAAGAGCAAGAGGAAGCUGAAGAUGAAGGUUGGUGGCGGUGUCGAGGCCAUGGAUGUGGAUGAAUAGAGCGCAGGCUCGGGAACGAUAUUCGAAAAUAACCGGUUCUUCUCAAGGAAACACGGUGCUGGAGUCUGGCGUCUUAUUACGGUAUAGCAGUCGACUUUGAUACCACGUAAAAGCAUGCUUUCAUCG
Molecule: messenger RNA, 791 nt
Organism: Pyrenophora tritici-repentis Pt-1C-BFP
Lineage: Eukaryota; Fungi; Ascomycota; Dothideomycetes; Pleosporales; Pleosporaceae
Product: ribosome biogenesis protein RLP24
Biological process (GO): ribosomal large subunit biogenesis
Cellular component (GO): nucleolus
Source: RefSeq, a predicted model, not a curated record